UGCUGCUGGCUCUCUCCACUCCCAAACUCCCGGCACAGCAGUAAAAGCACUAGGGGGCGCAAGUCUAUAUUUUCGCGCCAAGAAUCCCUGCACAGUGAUGACGUUGCAAAUCCAUCUCCCCGCUGGACCUUUGCAGAGUGGCCGAAGUUCUUGGGAAGCAGUGAUGGCGCGUAGGAAGGGUUCCACGUGGGCAAAUAAGGAGAUAGAUCUGCUCCUGAGAAGUGUUAGGGGGAGCGGAAAAUUAAAGAUGCUCAUGAGGUCCCGUUCUAUGCCCAUUCUUCCUGUGCAUAGAGAGGUAGCAGCGCAUUUAAAAAAGCAUGGCUACAACCGCACCGUCGAAGAGGUAUUCAUUAAGUUCAAAAAAACGCGUGAUACCUUUUUGGACAGUGUGAAUAAUUUUGGGCCAUCACCCCCCAAAGAAAAACAACCACCCUUUUUCAACCUAAUGAAAGAGCUGUGGCUUAUGGCCGGGAACAAUGGCUCCCAGGAAAAAAAUCCAUCGGAUGUUACUGAUGAACCUAGCACAAGUGGAAUCCAAUCGGGACCACCAGGAAUCCUUGCAGCAAGUGACAUCUUGCCAGAAACCCAAACUCUGGCAGAACUUCAACAAUCAGUGCAAUCUUCCUUGAAGACUCAGCUAAACAUAAACAGGAAAAUUGUAAGAGUCCUUCAGAAAAUGGAUAGAAGAAUAAAGAAAUUAGAGAACAUUGUUAAAGUGCAGCUGGAAAACACAUCCACCACUUAAUUUUAUACUGAAAUGUUAUUUUUUCUAUAUUGUUAUUAUUUUUUUUAUUAAACCUUUUGUUGACUUGCAUCCAAAUUUGGAUAUGGUAAAAGAAUAUUGUUCCAAGGGAACCAGAGUUAUUUUUACAAAUUUUUAUUCCCCAAUUUCUGGGUAAUCUUUUGUUUGUUAUCACGUUUUGAGAAGAUUGUUUUGUUUUAUUUCGUUGCAGUGUAAUAAAUGCUAUUUAUAUUUAAUAACUCGCAUCUGUUGCCAUGCUUAACAGUAGUGUCCUUUACUUCUAUAUAAAAAUACCUGUUCAGACUGGCAGAUUGAUAAUUUCUUGAAUAUCAUGCCACAAAGUACAGGAAAUACACACUGCCAAGAGCAUCAAAGGUAUAUAGUUUCAUAAAGAUAGAGUU
Messenger RNA from Sceloporus undulatus (fence lizard), 1143 nucleotides. RefSeq lists its product as uncharacterized. NCBI's taxonomy places the organism in Eukaryota, Metazoa, Chordata, Lepidosauria, Squamata, Phrynosomatidae. The record is from RefSeq and is a predicted model, not a curated record. The transcript is spliced from 3 exons. The coding region runs from base 98 to 745 and encodes 215 amino acids.